AUGGGCUGCUCCCAUGUGCUCACAUCCGUCUUGAUGGUCGGCCAGGUGGCCGUGGCGGGCGCCAUCAUCGCGCUGGUGGUGUCCAAGAUGCAAAGCGUCAACCUAAACGUCGACGUCGCCCACUUCAACGCCGACGUCACUAACACCUGCCUGCUGGGCCAGACCGACAAGGGCGUCAACCUGUGCUACGUCGCGUACGGGUUCAGCGGCGUGUCCAUCGCGGCCACCGCGGCGCUGUCGCUGCUGCUGUGCUGCACCUGCAACCUCUGCGGCGUCGGGUCUGUGCUGGACACAGUGUUCUCCCUGGCGGGCGCCGCGUGGUGGGCCAUGGCUGGCGUGAUCUUCAACUUCUACUUUAAGCAGCCCUCAGUCGCCGCCCUGCCGCAAGCCGAGGUCCGCGGCUGGAUCAUCAUCCUCUGCUGGGUCGGCUGCGGCUUCUUCGCGGCCGCGUUCCUGGUGAACCUCUCCCACAUCCUGGCAAAGUGCUGCAGCUGCUGCGCGCGGUGCUGCGGCGACGACGGCACGCGGGCGCGGGACCUGGAGGCCGGCGGGCGCGGCCGCGGCCAGAAGGCGGCGCCCCCGCGUGCCAGCCGGACGGGGCAGGGGCAGUUUAUUGCGCAGGACAUCGCGCCCACAGCAUACUACAAGCCCAACGGCGGGCGCUGA
This is a messenger RNA of Monoraphidium neglectum, 666 nucleotides long. RefSeq lists its product as hypothetical. Bases 1 to 666 code for a protein of 221 amino acids. The transcript has 3 exons. NCBI's taxonomy places the organism in Eukaryota, Viridiplantae, Chlorophyta, Chlorophyceae, Sphaeropleales, Selenastraceae. The record is from RefSeq and is a predicted model, not a curated record.